CCGCGCACGCGCUGAGAGCCUGUCAGCGGCUGCGCCCGUCUGCGCAUGCGCAGCUCCGGGGACGCCUGCGCCCUGGCUGCGAGCGUGUGGCGCCCGCGCUUUCCCCCGGCGGUGCGGAGCGCAGGGAGCUGGCGGUCGGCGCUUCCUCUCGGGCCUGGUCCACUGACGCGCGGCCCCGCCGCGAGGUGCGGACGCCGGGGCCAGGAGGGGAGGAGGAGCAUCAGAUCCAUGCUGCUGCUGACUCGGAGCCCCACGGCUUGGCACAGGCUCUCUCAGUUCAAGCCCCCAGUCCUCCCUGGGACCCUGGGAGGCCAGGCCCUGCAUCUGAGGUCUUGGCUUUUGUCAAGGCAGGGCCCUGCAGAGACAGGUGGGCAGGGCCAGCCCCAGGGCCCUGGGCUCCGAACCCGGCUGCUGAUCACAGCCCUGGUUGGGGCUGGACUCGGUGGGGCCUGGCUGGCCCUGAGGGCUGAGAAGGAGAGGCUGCAGCAGCAAAAGCGAACAGAAGCUCUGCGCCAGGCAGCUGUGGGCCAGGGUGACUUCCACCUGCUGGACCACAGAGGCCAGGCUCGCCGCAAGGCUGACUUCCGGGGCCAGUGGGUGCUGAUGUACUUUGGCUUCACCCACUGCCCUGACAUCUGCCCAGACGAGCUGGAGAAGCUGGUGCAGGUGGUGCGGCAGCUGGAAGCAGAGCCUGGUUUGCCUCCAGUGCAGCCCGUCUUCAUCACCGUGGACCCUGAGCGGGACGACGUUGAAGCCAUGGCCCGCUACGUCCAGGACUUCCACCCGAGACUGUUGGGUCUGACCGGCUCCACCGAACAGGUUGCCCAGGCUAGUCACAGUUACCGCGUGUACUACAGUGCCGGCCCCAAGGAUGAGGACCAGGACUACAUCGUGGACCACUCCAUUGCCAUCUACCUGCUCAACCCUGAUGGCCUCUUCACGGAUUACUAUGGCCGGAGCAGGUCAGCUGAGCAGAUCUCAGACAGUGUGCGGCAGCACAUGGCGGCUUUCCGCAGUGUCCUGUCCUGACCCGCUGCAGCCUGGGCCCCAUCAUUAAACGGGGUGUGUUUAA
Symphalangus syndactylus (siamang) is the source of this 1072-nucleotide messenger RNA. It is a transcript of the gene SCO2, whose product is annotated as synthesis of cytochrome C oxidase 2. The record is from RefSeq and is a predicted model, not a curated record. Lineage: Eukaryota; Metazoa; Chordata; Mammalia; Primates; Hylobatidae. Gene Ontology annotation, biological process: mitochondrial respiratory chain complex IV assembly.